GCUGAAGAUAACAACAUUCCAAAUGUGUUCAAACUCGUGAGUGCCACUGCUCUGACAGUAUUGGUGGGUUUAAAUGUGAAAUAGUCACGAUCGGACAGACAGUGUAAGGAAUCAUUCUUUGAUACGAUGAUUACUUUCUUUGUGGUCGCUGUUGCCUGUUUGGUUUCAGUGUUGCCAACAGCAACGUACGCAGACGUGUGUUCGUACGUUUCUGCACGUGACUGCAGCGCGUAUGGCGUAAAACCUGUAUGUGGAACAAAUGGCGUCACAUAUGAUAACCACUGCAAACUCGCGACCGCUUACUGCCAAAACCACCAAAUCCAGAAGGCCCAUGAAGGCGCAUGUGGCUCUGUAGGGUCCGCUACCACGACAAAACCCGUUAACGGGGGUCAGAUUGCCCUCGAUAUCUUCUGUGCUGAUUUGGCUGACAUCACCUGCCCAGCGGGCGGCUCAAGAGUGUGUGGCAGCGACCACAAAUAUUAUGAAAACCUUUGCACGUUUGAUAAAGCCCGUUGUGCAAACAGAAGCCUUCAUCUUGGCUCCGGCUGCAUGAAGAGAAGUUAUUGAUAAGAAGUUUCAUCUUGAAAUCCCUCUUCCUGUUAAACAAUUGCAAUAAAUUAUAUAUUAAAGAUUA
Dreissena polymorpha is the source of this 634-nucleotide messenger RNA. RefSeq names its product ovomucoid-like. The record is from RefSeq and is a predicted model, not a curated record. The coding region runs from base 127 to 567 and encodes 146 amino acids. Lineage: Eukaryota; Metazoa; Mollusca; Bivalvia; Myida; Dreissenidae. Gene Ontology annotation, molecular function: protein binding. The transcript is spliced from 4 exons.